UUGCGAUCCUGUUCUUCUUCCUACCUUCUGUUGCGGUUGCUGCACGUGGCAGGAAUGUCAUGUCGGGGGGAGCAGGUGUGUGGAGGUGGUCGCCUCUGGUUCGGUACUCAUCCUCUAUCAAUCCCUCAAUCUGUGGUUCGAUUGCCCUCGUGGAACCCCUUGGAUACUCGUCGUUAGGGGCAAAGACCCCCUAUAACCGAUCAAAUACAAGGACUGGUCAUAUACUGCACCCUGUAGCUGGUAGUAGUAGUAGCUGAGAUCUGAGAGGACGUUGAACUGGCCUUGUAAUAAUGUGGUUCGAUCCUUGGCAUCAAAAAUCCCACUCAGGGCUCGAGGCUGGUGGCACUGGCACCCACACGACCACUGGAAGAUCAACAUCUCGAUCUCUCCCUUUUCAUCUAUCGGAUCUCAAACUCCGAUUCUUCCUAGAUCGCAGUGGCACCCAUCUCGCGCAGUAGUAGUGGACCUGUUCACAACAUAGUCCCCAACCUGACUUUGACUUCACAAAGCAAGUCUUGAAAUUCUCUUGCGCGUGAAUACUAUCAAUAGAUCGGUCGCGACUCUUUUACAGCAACCCACUCAACUCAACUACUCUUGUCAUCACCAUGUCGGAAGAAUUCUCGUCGCCGCCGCCAAGGCAAUACCGGUCCGAGGCAUCCAACAACUGGCGCGCCAAAGACGACACUCCACGUGUGGAUCAAUCACAGUCCCAGUCCCAGCAGCCGCGCAUGCGAUCCAACUUCAACAGGACCAACAAUGGAUCGUAUUCCAACAACAACACAAACUCUUCUACGUCUGCAGAUGCAUCUGCGACACCUGGCACGCGUCUUUAUGUCGGCAACCUGCUCUACACGAUCCAAAAGGGCGAUGUGGAAGCCUUGUUUGCCGAGCACGGCUUUAACGUGGUUGGAGUCACCAUUUCGACCGACCCUUUCACAGGCCGCAAUCCCAGCUACUGUUUUGUUGAUGUCGACAGUCCCGAGGAGGCGCAGCGGGCAAUUGCCGAGUUGAGCGGCGUGGAUUUGCGCGGACGCGCUCUGAGGGUCAGUCCUGGCGUCGCCAGACGUGGCCAAGGCCAAAGUGACAGCAAUGGCAACGGCAACGGUGGUCGAGAAGCCCGCGUCAAGAACUACGACCAGGGAUGGGGCCGAGAGUCGAAAGAGGAGAGAACUGGCGACUACAAGCCGACUUUUGACCGCUGGAACCGCACCGAUGCUUCUUCGCAUUGGCAGGCACCUCAGACCGAGGGCCGGCGUCUGUUUGUCGGGGGUCUGCCGCGUAUCGAGCCGCAAUCGGCGCUCGACGAGGAGAUCCAGGUUCUCUUCGCCACACACCUCCCUGACUCAAACACCAAGCCCACCGCCGUGUCCAAGCUCAUCUCGCCGCAUCCCAGCAAGGUCGUUGGUGGCGAGCCCGGAAACCACUAUUACUGCUUUGUCGAUCUCGAGCGUGCCGAAGACGUGGAUGUCGUCAUUGAGAAACUCGCCGGCGCCCAGGGCAGCUGGGGUGGAGCAGUACGUGUCGGUCGUGCCCGAGAGCAGAGAGAGCGUGGCCCCGAUAGGAAGGUCGUCAGAGAGCAAGGACUCCGAAACGAUGGGGAGAGGAAACCCUUUGAAACUGGAAGCUGGAGGAGAGAUUGAGGUUCUGUUCUCGAAUGAAAGGAGGCCAAACCUGGCUGUAACGCGGCCGUUACCUUACGCUUGCUUGUCGGUGGCCAUGGACCCAAGUAAUCCAGGAGGAUGCGCGUGCUCAUGCUCGCAGAGGUGUCAGAUGUCGAUUCUUAUCAGAGUGCUUCAAGUUGAGGCAGGCGUUGCGGAAACGGCACGACAGUGCUGCUGGCUGCCAGAUUAGCAUAUCAGUGUGGCACGAUAAAUACGCCUCAUGAGCCACCUCCGCUCGUGCCGGACCAAAGAGUCCUGUUGUGUAAGAAUAAACUGGAUACGAGAACUACGUAGUGCAAAGCUCUACUCACGGGAGAACAAAUCUCAGCCCAUUCGACGAUCGG
Exophiala dermatitidis NIH/UT8656 is the source of this 2005-nucleotide messenger RNA. RefSeq lists its product as uncharacterized. Bases 606 to 1640 code for a protein of 344 amino acids. The record is from RefSeq and is a predicted model, not a curated record. NCBI's taxonomy places the organism in Eukaryota, Fungi, Ascomycota, Eurotiomycetes, Chaetothyriales, Herpotrichiellaceae. Gene Ontology annotation, molecular function: RNA binding. The transcript is spliced from 3 exons.